UGUCCAACGGAAAAAAAAUGAUGAACAUAUCAAAUCACAAGUCUUUCUCUGUCUCAAUUUUGUAUUUUGGGUUUUCAAAAAGAAAUUUACAUAGACGACUCCUCCAGAGUCGACGAAAGUCAUGCGAAUAGAAAAGCACUUCCGUUUCUUAUUUGAUCUUUAUGCUUCUUUCUUUUUAAACCACACCCUCCGCUCCUCCUUACUAGCAACCAAAGACAGAAUACACACUUUUCAACCAUGAAUUUGCUUAAUGGUUCUGUAUGGCAAUCUGUGCUCGUCUAUAUUAUCAUACCUUUGCUUUCACUACUAGGUAUUAUUGCGUUGGUGGUAUUAUUAUGCCCCUGUUUCCGAGUCCAAAUUUUUCGCAAGAGAAAAACAUCAGAUGAGAGGAGACAAGAGAAGUUAAAGGCUCUUAUUCCACUCAAACACUACACUUAUGCGCAAGUGAAGAAAAUUACAAAGUCAUUUGCAGAAGUGGUUGGGAAAGGAGGAUUUGGAGUUGUUUAUAGAGGAACUCUUUCUGAUGGCCGUAUGGUUGCGGUGAAAGUCUUGAAAGAUUCAAAGGAAAAUAAUGGUGAAGAUUUCAUCAAUGAAGUUGCCAGCAUGAGCCAAACAUCUCAUGUCAACAUUGUUUCCUUACUUGGAUUCUGCUCCGAAGGUUCAAAAAGAGCAAUCAUAUAUGAGUUUUUAGGGAAUGGCUCGCUUGAUAAGUUCAUCUCAAACAACAUUUCACUCAAUUUAGACUUCACGGCACUGCAUGAAAUUGCACUAGGAGUUGCUCGUGGUAUAGAGUAUUUGCACUUUGGCUGCAAAACAAGGAUCGUGCAUUUCGACAUUAAACCUCAGAACGUUCUGUUGGAUGAAAAUUUUCUCCCCAAAGUUUCUGAUUUUGGACUUGCUAAACUCUGCGAGAAGAAAGAGAGCGUAAUGUCGCUGCUAGACAUGAGAGGUACAAUAGGGUACAUUGCACCAGAGAUGUUCUCCCCAGUGUAUGGGAGUGUGUCUCAUAAGUCAGAUGUGUAUAGCUAUGGGAUGUUACUACUGGAAAUGAUAGGCGCAAGGAAGAAAGAAAUAGUUGAUCAAUCGAAUGCAAGCUCAAUGUAUUUUCCAGAGUGGAUAUACCAGGAUCUCGAGCAGGGGGGAGACAAUGGAAGUACUACCGAGAAUGGAAUCAGAAGCGAAGAAGAGGAGAUAGCAAAGAAGAUGAAAAUUGUGGGGUUGUGGUGUAUCCAGUCUUCUCCAUCAAACCGUCCGCCGAUGAAUGUAGUUGUAGAGAUGAUGGAAGGAAGCCUUGAAGCUCUUGAAGUGCCUCCAAUGCCUGUCUUGCAACAGAUUCCAGCAUCGCGGCUUUCUCAAUCUUUGUGGGAUUCAGGUGAGAGUUCAAGCGCUUCUGAAGUAUUGGUAUGCUCUGCAAAAUGAAAGUUACGAUUGAGGCACAAGGGAAUUUGUGCAGAGAUGGUCUAGGCACUUGUGAAAACUGCGACCUGAAAUGUAAAACUAAGCACGGUCCAUCAAGCGAAAGCAACUGCGACCAUAGUGUUGGAGUGGCAUUAUGCACGUGCUUUUACCAAUGUCAUCCUCCUACACCUCCGCCGCCGCCAACACAGAAAACUUGCAACAGUGGAACUACUCUAUGCACUGAACAGUGUUCGGACAAUUGCUGUGACACGAACUGCGCAAAGUCGCAUGUCGGUGGACAUGGAAUUUGUAAUUCCAUUGGUAAUACCCGUCUUUGUUUGUGUGAGUA
Messenger RNA from Raphanus sativus (radish), 1747 nucleotides. Its product is annotated as LEAF RUST 10 DISEASE-RESISTANCE LOCUS RECEPTOR-LIKE PROTEIN KINASE-like 2.8. Bases 238 to 1419 code for a protein of 393 amino acids. NCBI's taxonomy places the organism in Eukaryota, Viridiplantae, Streptophyta, Magnoliopsida, Brassicales, Brassicaceae. Gene Ontology annotation, biological process: protein phosphorylation. The transcript is spliced from 3 exons. Gene Ontology annotation, molecular function: ATP binding; protein kinase activity. The record is from RefSeq and is a predicted model, not a curated record.